AUGUCGCCACCACCCCCCUGCCUGGUUAACAGCCAUAAUGGCUACAUUCCAGCAUCGCAGCGAAUCCCGGCCAUGGCCCGGCCAUUCGUCAGCGAACGCGCCAAAAAGACCCUCGACCUGGUAGAGAAGUUCGUCGAGGAAGAAUGUGUCCCUGCCGAUGCCAUCUACCAGCAACAGCUGGGCCGCUCCACUGAGGAGCGCUUCAACACCCACCCCCAGAUCAUCGAGGAUCUCAAAGCAAAGGCCAAGAAACUUGGUCUAUGGAAUAUGUUCCUUCCCAAGAACCAUUUUGCCAAGCACGGCGCUGAGUACAGUAAUCUGGAGUAUGGGCUCAUGGCCGAGUAUCUGGGCCGCAGUCUAACUGCCAGCGAGGCGACGAACUGCGCCGCGCCAGAUACCGGCAAUAUGGAGGUCUUCGCGAAAUAUGGCACCGAGGAGCAGAAGAAGAAGUGGCUGGUGCCGUUGCUGGAUGGGGAGAUUCGAUCGGGGUUCUUGAUGACGGAGCCGCAAGUUGCUAGUAGUGAUGCUACGAAUAUUGAGCUCCGCAUGACGAAGGACGGAGAUUAUUUCGUUCUUAAUGGCCAAAAAUGGUGGGCAAGUGGCACUGGUGAUCUUCGGACAAAGGUCUUUCUCGUCAUGGGAAAAUCAGACCCGGCAAACCCAGACAAAUAUAAGCAGCAGACCGUUAUUGCCGUAUCUGCUGAUACUCCAGGAAUCACAACGAAGCGCAUGCUUUCUGUGUUGGGCUACGACGAUGCUCCCCACGGACAUGGGCACAUAUUCUUUGAUAACGUGCGCGUCCACAAGAGCAAUGUCAUCUUAGGCGAAGGCCGCGGCUUCGAGGUAGUCCAGGGCCGCCUUGGACCUGGUCGAAUCCACCACGCAAUGCGAUCAGUAGGAGGGGCAGAGAAAGCUCUGGAAUACUUCCUGGCGCGGAUCAACGAUCCUCGAAAGAGGCCAUUUGGCAAACAAUUGAGCGAGCAUGGAAUAAUGUUGGAACGCAUUGCUAGGUCGCGGAUUGAGAUCGACUCCGCUCGUCUCUCAGUGCUCAAUGCUGCCAUCAUGGUCGACCAAGGAGGCGCCAAACACGCACUCAAAGAGAUCGCCGAGGUCAAGGUGCAAGUCCCCCGUAUGUUGACUGAGAUUAUAGACCGUGCAAUCCAGGCAUAUGGAGCUGGUGGCGUGUCUCAAGAUACUCCGCUGGCCAACAUGUACUCGGGGGCACGGACUAUGAGAAUUGUCGAUGGCCCUGACGAGGUGCAUAUUCUGCAGCUGGGCCGCAAUGAAAACAAGCGAGGCAAGGCGUUGCUGGGAAAGAUUGAAGCCCAGAAACAGAAGACACAGGCCCUGCUCGGCCAGUACAAGGUGGAGUUAACCGAUCCAUUGCUGCUUGACCGGAAGUCAUCAAAACUGUAG
Aspergillus puulaauensis is the source of this 1416-nucleotide messenger RNA. RefSeq lists its product as uncharacterized. The record is from RefSeq and is a predicted model, not a curated record. The coding region runs from base 1 to 1416 and encodes 471 amino acids. Gene Ontology annotation, molecular function: oxidoreductase activity, acting on the CH-CH group of donors; flavin adenine dinucleotide binding. NCBI's taxonomy places the organism in Eukaryota, Fungi, Ascomycota, Eurotiomycetes, Eurotiales, Aspergillaceae. The transcript has 3 exons.